Molecule: messenger RNA, 1237 nt
Organism: Solea senegalensis (Senegalese sole)
Lineage: Eukaryota; Metazoa; Chordata; Actinopteri; Pleuronectiformes; Soleidae
Product: CCN family member 3-like
Exons: 5
Coding region: 40-1104 (354 amino acids)
Biological process (GO): cell adhesion; signal transduction
Cellular component (GO): extracellular region; extracellular matrix
Molecular function (GO): heparin binding; integrin binding
Source: RefSeq, a predicted model, not a curated record
ACUUUGACUGCAGAUAUUUUUGAUUCUGCUCUUCUUAAUAUGAAUAUGUCCAAACCUUCACAGACUGUUCUGUUUGUCUUCAUUUUAACAGCACAGGUGUUUACAGUCGUCUGGUCCCAGGUAUGUCCACGGAGAUGCCAGUGUCCCAAGGAGCCCCCGAUGUGUCUCCCUGGAGUUCCCCUGAUCCUGGACGACUGUGCCUGCUGCCUUGUGUGUGCUCGUCAGAAAGGACAGAUCUGCUCUGAAAUGAACCCCUGCGACACUCGUAAAGGGCUGCAGUGUGACUACACAGCCGACGUCCACAAGAGGACUGGUAUCUGUGCAGCUCAUGAAGGAGAUGUGUGCGUUUUGGGCAGUUCUGUCUACAAGCAUGGUCAGACCUUCUUCCCCAGCUGCAAGUACCAGUGUGUGUGUCGGGGCGGACAGAUUGCCUGCGUGCCACGCUGCAACGUGGAUGUGAUGCUGCCUGGCCCUGAUUGUCCCAUGCCACGGAAGAUCCAGGUGCCUGGAGAGUGCUGCGAGAAAUGGGUGUGUGAGCCCCAAGCAGAGGCCAGUGCUCUGGGUGGCCUCGCCAUGGCAGCCUUUCGUCGGGAGGAGACCGUGAGCUUUGACAACUGGGACUCCAGCCUGAAUUGCAUUGAGCAGACCACAGAGUGGGGUGCUUGCUCCCAAACCUGUGGCAUGGGGGUGUCCACCAGAGUGACCAAUAAGAACCGUCGCUGUGAGAUGGUGAAGCAGAGCAGACUGUGCAUGAUCAGACCCUGUGAUGACCUGCAGAGUCAUACUCAGCCAACACAGCUUUCAACAAAGAGAGGCAGUAAGUGUCAGAGGAUGGUAAGGAGUGACCACGCUGUCCACCUCUCCUAUAAGAACUGCACCAGUGUCCAGGCUUACAAACCUCGCUACUGUGGCUCCUGCACAGACGGCCGCUGCUGUACACCUCACAGAACUAAGACCGCCAUGGUGGAGUUCCAGUGUGACAUGGGUAAAAGUGUCAGGAGGCCAGUCAUGGUGAUCCUGACCUGUGUUUGCCACAGCAACUGUCCUCGAGACAACGCUGUGUGGCAGCCAUCAGAGCUGGGAUACAGUGGCAUGAGGUUAUAGCUAAACGACUUGCAAUAGUAAAUCCACAUUGCUGCUAAUAACUAUGUCUUUAAAUCCAAGGAUGCCUUCAAACCGGCUGGAAGACAGAUAAAAAUAAACUCUACAUAUAAAAGACAGAUAAAAAUAAGACAGA